AUUUAUUAUUAUUUAUUUCACCUAGAGGUUAGUUUUUACUUAUUUUUAUAAAUGUUUGACUUAUACGAGGUUUUUUUAAAAAUGUAUUGAAAAUGACAAGUAUAUUAGAACACUUGGAAUCCAACCAACUUAUUCUGACAGAACGAAAGUGACAAGAGACUGGCAAUUGAGAUGGGCCUUCUGAAUGAAUCCAUGCAAGGCCUACGUGAUGCUAUAAAACGUCAAGAACACCAACUGUCCAACUACAUCAACAAGCAAGGGUUUCAAGAUGCUCAACUAUUUUCGAAAGGAGAUUUUAGUGAAGAAUCCCAGAAGUUUUACCAAACUCAAAGUAAUGACUUAGAAAAUCAAUUUGGAACCCGUCUGUGCAGUGCAGAAAGUAACAUCUCUCAAUCCUCUCACUGGAGCUGUAGCUUAGACACUAUAAACUCAAGUAUUGGAGACUUAACAGUUGUGUUAAAGAGUCAAGAUAAACAAGUUAUAAGAUUGAUCACAGAAAAUGAAGAACUGAAAAAUGAAAUUAAAAAGACUGAGAAGGAACUAAAAAAAACUAGAUUUUUACUAAAGGCUGAGAGAGAAACCUUUGAACAGUAUAAAAAAGACACAUUUCAAGAAGUAAAAAAGCAUAAGAGUGAAGAAUCCUGUGAAACAAGACCUAAUAAGCAUUUUCAGGAGAUGAUAAAACUAAAAUCAGAACUGGCCCAUUACAGGCAGAUGUUUGUGGAACAGAGUCAUACAGUUAAUCGCCUCUCUAAGCUUGUCACCAAUUUGAAGGGAGACAGGAUCUUGCUCAAAGAUAAGUUGCUGCAACAGGAAAAAAAAGCUAACAAGUUCAUUUUGGAAAUGGCUCAGCGUUUCGAAAACAGUAGAAAAGAGUUCAAUAUUGUCAUUUCAAAAAAGCUGGAAGAACAAAGAGUUUCUCCAGGAAAAGUAGCAGUCUACAAGCUAACAGAUCGCAAUGCUCGCCUAGCAUAUGACAAUUCAAUGUUGAAGCUGGAAUUGGAUAUGUUGAAAAAGCAACUGCUGGAGAGAAGAAUUGAAGAGAAUAAACUUCAUUGCUUGACAGACCGGACGGUUCAGUACAGUAAAGAAGCUAAUAAUUUUGACUUUGAAAAUCCUCAUCUCGAAAAAUGCAGGGAUUCAAACACUUUUAACACACUCAAAGCUUCAGUCAGUGAGAAAAGCGGGUUGACAAACGUUUCCUUUCAAAAUUGCACAAUCGCAGUAAAAACUUCAGUGACAAGCCUUAUAAACAGGAAUAAGAAAUCUGUGUUGAUGUGGCAGCCUGACCAGGACCCGAGGCCUGUCAGUAAAGUGUCAAACUCGAAUCAGGUGAACAGUUCGGCAGACAGUUCGGAGGAUGUGAGACUCAUGAGGGUGUUCUCCGCUCCUCAGUUGACAGCAAGUCAUGGCAGUCUGGCUAUAAAGGAGUUACAGGACUUGAAGACCAAGUAAGGAACAACUGUGAACCAGAUUUAUUGUCAUUUUACAUAGAUGUUGAAAUUACAUGGAUGGAUAGUAACACUGACAACACAUGUUUAGAGUUUACAAAAUAUACAGUACAUCGAAUCUGAAAUGAAACGCUAUCGAUUUAGUUAUGACUCGAAAAACUUUUAGAAAUAAAAUGUAACUGUGCUUUUUACAAUGUACCUAAGUGAUGUGCUAAAAUAAAAAUCUAUGUGUGUUCUAACUAGUUUAUAUUCUUAGACACCAAAAUAUGACAGGCUCGUAUUAGAGAUAGAAAGACAAUUAAAGAAAAGAAACCAUGUCAACAUCAAUACAUUAGUACGUGCGACAAAUACGAAUCGAGUGCCAAAACUACAGAAACAAGAGUCAACUCAACGUGGAAAUAUGAUAAAUUAUUAAAAGCUAAAGCUAAUAGUAUUUACAUAGUUAUACAGCAAAUUUGUUUGUUGAGUUUCAUUUAUUAUUCUAGGAACAGCAAUUUGAGUGAUGAAUUCAUUUUGUGAUUUUGUAUGCUGAAGAACCAUAUUAUUCUUCAUCUUUCAAAGCUGAUAUGUACAUGAAAUUUGUUUUAAAAUGUAUAUAUACACAAAAAUGUAAUAUAUUCAUAUAUUUACAAUAUAAUUUUCAGGACUGAUGAUUUUUCACUAAAGAAAGUUUUUACUCGUAUACAAUGAGGACAUUAAAUAAAAUUAAUGUAAAAGAAAAUGACAUUCCUGGACAUUUUCUAAUUCCUAUCAGUAAUAAGUAUAUUUUUGUUAGUUGUACAAUGAUAUGAGUAAAAUAAACAUGCAUUGUGAAAAAUGUUCUUGUUGAAUAAAACAGAAAGUGAAUCUGUAUUUCUUGAAAUAGUUUUAACUAUUAAAAGACAAUUUAUCAUUGAGAAUGAAUUUUUCAAAAAUCUAAAGUGAAGCAUUUAUAAAUAAUUAAUGAGGAAAUUUUAUCUGUAAAACCUUCUGUUUAUAUAAGUUAAAUCUAUAAUUCAAAAAGUAAUACAUUGUAUUUAAAAUUUCCUUCAUAAAUAAGUUUAUUUUCUUAAAUGUGAGAAAUGUACAUUAUUCCAGGCACAUGAAGUCAACAGAAACUAUUUAUAAAAGUUAAUAAUAAAAAAUUUACAUUUUUCAUAAUAAAAAAACUAUGCUUGAGAUGACUUUUCUCUCAAAAUAUAAGUUGUUGCUAGAUGAUGUUAUUUUAUAUUAAAGCCAUGUAUGAUAUUAUCCAUAUUUACAAUACUAUCCUUGCAAGACAACUGUAAAUACUCGGUGAAUAAUGUUAAUAGAUUGUUAAUCAUUAACAAAUUUAAACACUAGUUCUAAAUUUAUUUUAAUACCUUAUUACCAAACAUUUUCCAAUAUAAAACUUUCAGUCCUUAUUCCUAGAAACUAAUUUACUAUUAAGUACAACUUAAUAAAAACAAUUGCCUUGAGAUGUGUUGAUGCUAUUUGAGUUUUUGGAAUACAUUUUUAUUCCCAAAAGGGUUGGUAAUGAAGAGUAUGUAGAAGAACUUGAUCACUCAUAGGAUUCUAAAAUAUUACUGUGUUAUUGUCAUAUAAUUACUUCCAUAUUCUUUGUAUUGGUGUUUAUAAAAUAAAAUAUACAUGUUAAGUAAAAUUACUGGAA
Homalodisca vitripennis (glassy-winged sharpshooter) is the source of this 3084-nucleotide messenger RNA. RefSeq lists its product as uncharacterized. The record is from RefSeq and is a predicted model, not a curated record. NCBI's taxonomy places the organism in Eukaryota, Metazoa, Arthropoda, Insecta, Hemiptera, Cicadellidae. Bases 172 to 1455 code for a protein of 427 amino acids. The transcript has 7 exons.